AUGCUAUCUCGACAAUUCCUCUUUGUUCCACGUCUUUCUCGCAGCCUGGCAACUCACGCAGGUUCGCUGUCAUCGUUGCCUGCUUCGUUGCACCUCAAGUCGGGCCAGUCCUUCCAUGGCCGAUCCUUCGGUGCUCCAAAAAGUAUCUUUGGUGAAACUGUCUUUUCGACAUCCAUUACAUCUUACACAGAAUCAAUGACUGACCCUUCUUACCGGGGCCAAAUAUUGGUGUUCACUACGCCGCUGAUCGGCAAUUACGGUGUCCCCUCGAAUGCUGCACCAUUCAACUCUGAAGAAGUUGGGGUGGUGUUAGAAUCCAAGGGCAUUCAGUGCGCUGGCAUAAUUGUGGGCGAUCUCGCAGAGAGGUACUCCCACUACAAGGCCACGGAGUCACUUUCAGCCUGGUGUCAUAGGCACGGCGUUCCUGGCAUUACUGGGGUGGAUACUCGUGCUAUUACUACCCUCCUUCGUGAUCAGGGCACUACCCUUGGUCGUAUUGCAGUGGACGCAGAAGUAUCCCUCCCGCCUCCCCAAGCCGAAGAGUACUGGGAUCCGUCCGAAGAAAACCUAGUCGACCAAGUAUCGACCAAAUUACCAUUCCAGCUGAACCCUACGGGCGAUGUCCGAAUCGCCGUCCUCGAUUUCGGCGCCAAAGCCAACAUUCUGCGCGCGCUCGUUCGCCGAGGAGCGGCGGUAACGGUCCUGCCAUGGAACUUCGAUUUCAAUGCUGUUCGUGAUCAAUUCGAUGGGCUUUUCUUGACGAAUGGUCCCGGUGACCCUAGGCAUUGUAUGGACGCAGCUGUGAAGCUUCGACAGACUAUCGAUGAGUGGCAGAAGCCCAUCUUCGGCAUCUGCAUGGGUCAUCAAGUUAUUGGGAUGGCCGCGGGUUUGGACGCGUAUCGCAUGACCUUUGGGAAUCGUGGCCAUAAUCAGCCUGUCCUUGCGCUCGCUUCUGCCGGAUCUAUCACAGCGGGACGCGUCUAUGUGACCAGCCAAAACCAUCAAUACGCGCUCAAACUCCAAGAUCCUUUCCCUCAAGGCUGGGAACCCUUCUUCAUCAAUUGUAACGACUCUUCGGUCGAGGGCAUCAAAUCUACAUCCGACUCGGGUAAGAAGGUUUGGGGCGUGCAGUUCCAUCCUGAGAGUGCCGGUGGACCUCUUGAUACGAUCGAGAUGUUUACGGAUUUCCUUGCUGAGUGUCGUGCACACAAGGUGUCAGAGGGCGAUUCGCAUGUAUACACAGCUCCACUGCCACCUUCUGCCCGCUCGAGCGCUGCGGCGAUCUAG
This is a messenger RNA of Pleurotus ostreatus (oyster mushroom), 1287 nucleotides long. Its product is annotated as Multifunctional pyrimidine synthesis protein CAD. The transcript has 4 exons. Gene Ontology annotation, cellular component: cytoplasm; carbamoyl-phosphate synthase complex. Bases 1 to 1287 code for a protein of 428 amino acids. The record is from RefSeq and is a predicted model, not a curated record. Gene Ontology annotation, molecular function: carbamoyl-phosphate synthase (glutamine-hydrolyzing) activity. Gene Ontology annotation, biological process: L-arginine biosynthetic process; L-glutamine metabolic process; 'de novo' pyrimidine nucleobase biosynthetic process. Lineage: Eukaryota; Fungi; Basidiomycota; Agaricomycetes; Agaricales; Pleurotaceae.